UGACUUGUCACCUGCAAAAAUGUGGCACCACGAUGAUAUGAGAGAUGGAUUUUUAUGUGAGUUACAAUGCUAACAACAAAUUGAAUUCAAGUUCAAUCUUGCACCACUACACCUAUCCGUCAUUCUAUUCUCUACCUCUGCAACUAGCAUUCGACGCCAACAACAACGACAGCGAUCACAAUCUGCAGCAGCCCCACCAAUAUCUCCUCUUCAAUAUCUUUGUUAGCAUCCACUUCUUCAUCUUCAUCCAUAUAAUUCCUGAGAAUCUCAAUAACUUACUUUUACAAGAAACUGAAGGCGAUCUCUUGCAACAGCCAGAGAGGCUUGAAACUAUGUUCUGCUGCCUAUGGGCAGCUCAGAACUGGUCAGGGAGUCAACUACAUCACCGUGCUGGCAUUCGCGCCUUUAAUCCAACGUUAUCGUCUGCAGCUCACGGCUGUUGA
Salvia splendens (bonfire salvia) is the source of this 443-nucleotide messenger RNA. RefSeq lists its product as uncharacterized. NCBI's taxonomy places the organism in Eukaryota, Viridiplantae, Streptophyta, Magnoliopsida, Lamiales, Lamiaceae. The transcript is spliced from 2 exons. The record is from RefSeq and is a predicted model, not a curated record. The coding region runs from base 45 to 443 and encodes 132 amino acids.